Messenger RNA from Penaeus vannamei (Pacific white shrimp), 810 nucleotides. Lineage: Eukaryota; Metazoa; Arthropoda; Malacostraca; Decapoda; Penaeidae. The record is from RefSeq and is a predicted model, not a curated record.
UCAUCGACCCCGUCACGUUCCACAACAUGAACAAACACGUCCAGGACAUCCUGUUCAUCAUCGCCGUCAGCAACUCGGUGGUUAACCCUUUCAUCUACGGUCGCUACUCCAUCAGCUGUUGCCGCGGCCUCUGGAACACUACCGGUGACCUGUGUUGCUACUGGUGUUGCCCUUGUACCCCCGGCAAGAACCUCGUACCUGCACAACCUCCCAAUGUCAACUCCUGCAAGAGCAACGGGCAUUUCAACGCUUCCGCCCAAACACGCAGUACCAUCUAUAACAACUCCACCAGGGACAGGAUGGUCGUCGGUGUACGCAUACAGGGAUCCUGUUCCAGAGAGACGUACAAAAAGUUAAGCCAAAAGGAAGUCCCCGCUGCCCAGAGAUUCAGCCUCGGUGCUUCGGAAGGCGUUUCGAAGCAGCUCGGCGAGAACGAAGCUCCGAAGCCGGGCCUCCCCGUUGAGUCCGAGAGCCCAAGCGGUUCACAAGGGGAAGGAGGAAGGACAAGAGAGAGAGAGGCUGAGAAAGACUUCGUCGCACGAGGCCCGUCGGCUGCAAAGGAGGGUCAAGAAGCUGCCUCUGCGACCUCUGCGACCUCGCCUCCUUCGCCUCCUUCGCCCAAAAGAAGCAAUGAAGCUGGGCGCGACGCGGGAAUCUGCCAGGCAAGAGAUCUGCCACUGGAAGACGAACGGUCGGCCUUACUAAGCCAGUCUCCGAGACCUUCUGUCAUAGGUAAAGAUGCGGAAUCUGCUUAUGGAAUGGAACCGAAACUCGCAGCGGUCGUCGAUGCCCCCUGAGGCCGAGCUGCAG